AUGGGUAGCUUUUUGGACGAAGUUAAGCAAUUAUUCGACACCGAUAACCUCUACACACUCCUUGGUUGUGAUAAAAGCAGCACCCCAGCUGAGAGUAAACUCGUUCUUUUGCUACUAACAUUGUUAGUUAAAAGGGCAUUUUACAAGUGUUCCUUGAAAUAUCAUCCCGACCGUAAUGAGGGAAAGGACAAAAGUCUUGCCACUGCACAGUUCCAAGCUAUCUCUAGGGCUUUUUCUAUCCUAUCGGACAAAGAUGCUAAGGAUGUAUACGACGAAACAGGCAUAAUUGGGGAAGCCUUCUCAGAAAAGUCAUUUAAAGACUGGGUCGACUACUUUAAUCUCAUAUUUCCGCGUUUCACUGAAAAGGAUAUUGAGAAACAGAAAAAGAAAUACAUUGGGAGUGAAGAGGAGAAGAAUGACAUUGCCAAGUACUACGAACGCUAUCAAGGAGACAUGGACAAAAUCAUGGAAAGUGUUAUCUUUGCUGACGUUUUCGAUGAAGAUCGCUACCGUGGCAUAAUUCAAGAUCUGAUAGACGAUAAGACUGUUAAGCCCUAUAAUGCUUUUGUUAAAGAGUCUGCAAAAAAGCGUGCCAGACGCCUAAACAGGGCUAAGAGGGAGGCUGCAGAAUUUGAGCGCCAGGCUAAGAAACAGAAGACCUCAGAGGCGAAAGAAAAUUCAAUGGAUUCCUUGGUCCUCGCUAUCCAGGCCAACCAAGAGCAGCGCAUGAAGGCCGCCAACAACUUAAUCGACAAUCUUACGGCAAAGUACUGUCAACCACCAAAUAAGAAGGCCCGUAAGAGUAUUAGAGGAAAAAAAUGA
Echinococcus granulosus is the source of this 822-nucleotide messenger RNA. Its product is annotated as DnaJ subfamily C member protein. Lineage: Eukaryota; Metazoa; Platyhelminthes; Cestoda; Cyclophyllidea; Taeniidae. The record is from RefSeq and is a predicted model, not a curated record. Bases 1 to 822 code for a protein of 273 amino acids. Gene Ontology annotation, cellular component: nucleus; cytoplasm. Gene Ontology annotation, molecular function: heat shock protein binding. The transcript has 2 exons.